GAAUUCGUCGCUCAGUUUGAAAUUCAAACUCGAGGAAAGCGGUCGAUUUGAAGAAACGAAGAAACGGCCUGGUCGCGUGAAAAACUGAAAAAGCCGGCAAAACAGUUGUGGGCAAACUGAUUACUGAAUCGAAUGCAAGUGUUGUGAUUGAGAAAAACGGUGGCCAAACGAGCCGUUUAAUGAGCAAACAAGCUGGCCAAUAACCAAUAACCAUUUACCGUUUGCCAGCGAGGAAAGGGAAAUCGUGAUAACAAAGCGGAGACGAAAGAGCAGGAACAACCGGCAGCAAUUUGUUAAUUUUAAACGUCGUGUGUGUUCCGCAGUAAUUUCACAAGCAGUUCAAUUUGCAUUUUAAGGAUUCACUUUAUAGUUUUGGCAACGAACGAGAAACAGCAAGGUCGUUGGGGUCAAAUGUUGUGAUGCAAGUGACAAAAUCAAAAUUGGAGUAAAUAAGAAAGAAAAAAAGUAUGUAAUUUUUUGAGCAUCCUCGCGUCGCGUAACGGUAAAUCUUUCGCCCUGCGUGUCUCUGUGUGCGUGCGUGUUUGAGUGUGCGUUUUUCGGUUUUGUUUUCAUCUCCUCCUUGCCGUCCUCCUUUACCACCUUCAAUUGCCAUCUCCUAAUUUCUUCUACGAAAAGGAAGGGCGAAGAACGAGAGCCAAAAUUCUAAAAGAUCGAAAACUGGCUUUUAAAAUGAUAUGCUGUUAAUAACUAUCAAGGAGCCAUGCGGAGCAGCGGCGGCGCCAAACAAAAUGUGAGGAUAAACCAGCGCUGGUGCCUUCUGGGAUUAUGCUAAAAAUGCUCAAAGUGCGAUAUAAAUUUUUAUGAGUGUACGCGUUGAAUUUUUACGAUUGUCUGGGGGCGGGGGAAACAAAGAAAAAUUAGAGAAAAUGCUCCAGGGAGGACGAUUUAAAACAAUACAAUAGCUUAAAGUGGCAACGGAAAUUGCAUGCAAGCAGGAGGCGUGGCACUGAACGCCCCCCGGAGCACGUGACGCGCGCACACACACACCAAUACAGCGAAACUAAUAGACGCCAUUUUGUAACAGUAAUUGGCAGGGCACACGUAAGCAGCACAGCUCCUUACGUAAAGGAAUCACCCCAGAUACUAACCAGGAAUCACCCAGAAACCAUACACACUCACACCUCAUCAUCAUUAUGGCCGUCAGCAAUAUUGUCUGCGAGUGGCUAAGAGCUUUGGGCCUGGCCCAAUAUGCCGAGAGCUUCCUGGACAAUGGCUACGACGACCUGGAGAUCUGCAAACAGGUCGGUGAUCCCGAUCUGGACGCCAUUGGCGUCGAGAAUCCUGCCCAUCGACACAAGCUGCUGAAGAGCAUACGAUCGCUGAGGGAAAAGGGCGCUGCAUCCGUGUACUUUAUGCUCAACGAUCCUAACUCGCUGUCGGGCAGCAUGGAGAUCCUCUGCGAAACACCACCCAGCAAUGAACUGGAGCUCGUCCUGCGGGAGCAGCUGGAAACGGACGGAGUCCGUCUCACAGCGCAUCCAUACUCAACACCGCCCUCGAGUUGUUUGUCGGACAAGGAGGAGGAUGAGAUCUAUGGAUUUGGCUAUGGCGUGUUUGCACCCCGUGUGGCCAGGGGAGGGUUAACGCAACAGCAGCAGCUGUUGCAACAGCAGACGCUGCAGACGCAGCAGAGCAUACAGCAGCAGCAGCAGAUGCAACAGCAGCAUCAGCAGCAGCAACAGUUACCAAUUGUGCCAGGCCAACAGCAACAGGCGGGAAAUGGACCGCAUCAGCACCAGACUCUGCCCCCAAAUGUCGCCCAUUUGAACUUUGUGCAGCAAAACUGCCUGAGUCCGCGUUCUGCUUAUUUUUAUGAAUUUCCACCGACAGCAGAGGGUCGCGAGACAAAGAAACGCACCACACUGGCCCGAUUGCUGAAAGGCUUGAAGACUGUCAAUCGACGGGAUCGGAACAAUCAACAAAAUGGCGCCCAGGCCAGGGCGGCCAACGAUCGUCUGAGGCACUUUCAAAUGAUAAACGGCGGCGCCGGCGGACAGCAGCACAGUUUCGAGGAGACAAUCCACAGGUUGAAAGUACAAGAGGCCAUGCGGAAAAAGGAAAAAUUUCAACGUGAACACGAGGAGAUCCUGCGUGACAUUCGACAGGGACUUUUGCAAAUGAGUCGCGGCGAAGGACGCAUGGACGAUACGUACAUGUACGACGAGGCGUUGAGAACGGGCGGCGGCAUGGGGAUCGCCGGACUGGGCAUGCCCCUCGGACUGGCCGGAAACGGAGGGGGGGGAGCGGCCCAUUAUGCGGUGAGUGCCCUGCAUCAUCAAGGUCAUUGGUACGACGAGCCGCCCUACGAGAGCGAUCCCGAUGACUUUCUCAUGGCCGGGCUCAACUGCGGACCAGCUGCCACUAUUCAGGGUGGCCGGGUGCGCUUCUCGAACAACCGCGAGAGCACGGGCGUAAUUUCAUUAAGAUCCGCCGGAGAUAUUUCAUUGCCGCAACGUGGACCGCCCCGUAGAGGUCUUAUCGUGCCGCAGCAGCCGCCAAAUCCACCGACAAUAAUACCCUUAACGCACGCCAGAUCUCAUGAUCGCGAAAGCGGCGACUAUGCGGGCUCCAUCUCAGACCUACAAAGCGUUACCUCCAGGCUCAGUGCGGUGUCGAUUGGCACCAACAACUGCACGGCCCGCUAUAGAACCCUAAGCGGCGGAAUCGGGGAAUCACCAUCGCUGUCGCCCAGUCCAUCGUCGGAUUACGAGGACAUCGGAGUGACCCGGGGUCACGGAUGCCUGCCCCCCAGCCUGCUGGCCGCGAAGGCCAAAAAGAACGGACUGCCCCACGGCAAGGCGAACACCAUUUGCCAAAAGGCCACGGUGCAUCAUUCGGGCGAGAUGCGUAGCUCGGCAAAGGAAAUUGGCGCAUUUAAUGAGAAUGGACGGAACUUUGUUGCCACAAAGGAUACGUCGAGGGAUUUUAGCAAUUCCCAAGAUAAUACCGACCGUGGCAGCAUGAGCGAUCAGGCGUUCGCCUGUUCGGCCAGCUCCGUGGAAAGUUUGCCCAGUGCUUCCGGUUCGAGCACCCAGGCUUUGGUUCGUCCUGGCAGUCCGCACAGCUCGAUUUCGGCCGAGGAUCGCACCUCGAUGGCCAGCUGCAUCUGCAAGGCCAAGGCUUUGGUGGACAGUUUGCCCAAUCCCUACGACAAGGAGGCGCUUAAAUUCAAGAAGGGCGAGCUUAUUGAUGUGCUGUCGAUGAACGCCUCGGGCAUUUGGAAGGGACGCUGCCACGGCCGAGUGGGCCACUUCAAGUUCAUCAAUGUGGAGGUGCUGCCGGAGCAGCGGAUGAAGAACUCCAGCAGCAAGACCCUUGCACCCGGCUCCCGUCUGGCCAAUCCCGGCAAUGGAAGCCACAACGGUGGACCCUGCUCCGUGGAGGACCUGCUCAUUCGCAUCGGACUCAAGGAGUACACCUCCGUCUUUGUGCUCAACGGCUACGAGGACCUGGAGCUCUUCAAGGAACUGGAACCCGCCGACCUGGACUACCUGGGCAUCCUCAAUCAGGAGCAUCGUGCCAAGCUGCUGACGGCUGUGCAGCUGCUGCAUGACAUUGAAUGCUCCGAUGUGGAUAUAGCCGGUUCCAGUUCGGAAAAUGACGAGGCCCGCCUGAAUAACAUCAAUAUCAAGCAUGGAGCUUCGCCCUUUGGCCGGAGGCACUUUCCCCGCGAUUCGGGAUGCUACGAGGGAUCACCGCUGCCCAGCUCACAGACACCCACGCAGGCGGUGAACUCAACGGAUGAGUCGAACAGCCUGGACGACGUGGUGACCAAGUGCUCCAGCGAGAUUAUGAAGCGUGUGGAGAGCGCUCGCCGCUGCAAGGACAAUCCCUUCAAGGCCACGCUGCCGGGCGGAGGACGACUGGGCAAGAAGUCCUUUCUCGGCGGCAACGGCCUUAUGGCGGACGAUACGCUCACGCGUGGAGGGCUUAGCGAGAAGUCGAGCGAUUCGGGGGUCAGCAGCAGUUCGCUAUCGUCGGGUCCGCUGAAGAGCAGCACUUAACAUUUGCCCACCAUACUGGCCCACGAGCUGCUCCUGGGCGUGGGCUCGGGCAUGGGUUUGGGAAUGGGUCUGGGUCUUGGCCAAAUGGGCCACGGCACUACAGGAACCCUGACGCCUCAUGGAGUGGCCGUCACCGCCACCUCGCCCACCGCCCACUCGGCGCCGCUGGGAAACAUCUGCAACACGCUGCCGCAUGCACCGAGCUCCUCAAGUGGCGGCGGCCUGUCAUCCUCCUCCAUGGUUAGCAAUCUGCCACUGAACCGGAAUCUGGUGAUGCUGCGCAAUCACCUGCGAAAGAAUACGGGCGGCAGCAGCAGCAUUACGGGAAAUGGCGGCCCAGGAUGCUCAUCCGGUGUGGGAGUACAGCUGCUGCAGGAUCAGGACGACCGACUGGAGGAUCAAUAACCCAUUUACUACAUCAAGUUCUUAGUUUAGUCUCCCGUUGAGUUAAGUGUAUUUCAAUUGCUGUGAUUCGAUAGUGAAAACAAAAGGCCAACACGCGUCUUUCAGUUCAAAUGUAUAGUAUGUAUAGAGAGAGAUAGACAGACAGUUAGGGAAAGAGAGAGGGCGCUAUAAAGUGGCAGAUGUGUGUAGAGGGAGAUAGUAAGCAGAGAUAGUCAGAGUCAGUCAAUCCUUCCUCCGAUAAUGUUGGCAUUUACACAAAUAUUUAACACUUAUAUAUAAUAUAUAUAUAAAUACAGACUUUACAGACUUAUAUAUACAUACACAUCUGCAGCAAAAUGAGAAAUUUUUAUAUACUUAGUGACGUAACAAAGGUGUUUGAAAUGUUUUGACUAUUUUUAGUUAGCCUCAAGCUAUGUAUUGAAUGAGACUUGUAUGAUUUGCCAUUUGUUUACUGUUUAAUUGCUUUGUGUAUGCAUAUUUCUCAACGUGAUAUUGUGAAACGUCCAACUUGAAUUGCAUUUUAUAUAUAGAUUCAUUUCUAACGUUUUAAUAUUACACUCACACACACAUAGAAGUUGAUUCCUAUUUUAAGGCACUAAUCUGAGUGCAAGCAAUAGACCAAUUCAAUUUUAACAACCAAGAAAAACAAAAUAUUUACACACAAAAGGAUACAAACAUAGGGAGAACAGAACACCAACUGCCAUUCGAAACUAAUUUUAAUUUGUUAAACUCGUACAUAUAAGGACAGUGUAAAGGUAACGAACGCAUCGUGCAAAUCCGUCAGAAACUUGUAAAAAUAAAUGCCGAAAAUUGCCAAAUCGCGCAAAAAAGUAAAGUACGCUAAGCAAUAUUUUCAAAUCGUAGCGAGUCGGGUCCGGAUCACGUGUACAUAUAUAGGAUUGCGAUCCAGUUAAGAUUUAUUAUGCCACUUAUAGAAGAUAUCAAAACGUAUCCACUAUGAGCGAUUUAGCGAUAAUCAAAAGCAGACAAUGAAAUUAGUCAGGCAGCGCAAAUGUUUUUAAUCAGUUUCCAGCAAUUAGUUAAAUAAAUGAACGAGUAUUUAUCAAGGCACAACAACUACGAAUAACAUAUUAAAGUUUAAACUGAUUAAAAUACACAUUAAAGAAUAGCAUAACCUAGCGUAGAGCAUAUGAUUCUAAUAUAGCAAUUGAAUAAAUGUAAAUGAGUUUAUUUGGAGAACGCUUUGACUUCUACUCAGAACGUAAUUAAACCUGAACAUAUUUUGUGAACAUAAGAUAUAUCGAUAUUCGUAUUGUAAUUCAAUUAACACUAAUCGCAAAUAAAUUAAAUCAAAUUUAAACAACAAACAAAUCGCACGUGUUACAGCCAGACGAAAAGAAGGUUAAAGACAGAUUAUAUUACACGAGUAUGUGGAAUACUGAAUUAUAGGCAUUUUUUUAAAUUUAACUAUCCCAAAUUACAUUUAAGUGUUUCAACUGUAAAUUGUAUCAAAGUCAACAAAAGAAUAUUUAUAUAUUUAAAACGACGAAAUGAGAAGCGAACACAAAACGAACACAUCCACACAGCAUGUGCUGCUAGCAUUUUCUAAUUAUCACUGUAAAAUGAUGUAAUUUAAAGACAGAAUAUAUAAGCAAUAUUAAAGUUUAACCUAACAAGGAGCCACAAAAUUGAUCAUUAAGUCAACACAUUACAAUUGCAAAACAAAAACAAACAUUAAAAUUCCAAUACACAAAGUAAAAAGAGAGGGCAAACUAAAGUAAUCAGAGUUCAGUAAAUUUUAGAAGAAAUUUUCAACAAAAC
Messenger RNA from Drosophila suzukii, 6212 nucleotides. Lineage: Eukaryota; Metazoa; Arthropoda; Insecta; Diptera; Drosophilidae. The record is from RefSeq and is a predicted model, not a curated record.